AUGAAUCUUCGUCUCCAACAAGAAAUCAGUCCUUCUCCUACCCUGUUAGGCAGUUCAUCUCUGCAUGCGAUGGAAAAGGAUCAUCUGCCUACACAACCCAUCUGCCACAAAGAAGAAAAUGAUAAGCAGAAAAAUAAAGAUGACCUUGUACAGAGUAGUAUUCAGACCCAUAUUGACAUUUUUGAGCGAGAGCUGGGUAUUAACGAACAGGCAAAAAAGCAAUUAGAUGAACCAGCUUCCAAUUCCUGAACCACAUCUUUUUGGAUAUCCUGAUGUGUUCGCGACUAAAAUGAUGGGUCCAGUCCAGGUUCCAUAUCAAGGUUUUGCUCCACGGCCAGCUCCAUGACAAGGACCUUAUCCUUACCCAAUCCAGUUUCUAC
Molecule: messenger RNA, 380 nt
Organism: Acanthoscelides obtectus
Lineage: Eukaryota; Metazoa; Arthropoda; Insecta; Coleoptera; Chrysomelidae
Source: the annotation of a GenBank genome assembly